This is a messenger RNA of Cladocopium goreaui, 4160 nucleotides long. NCBI's taxonomy places the organism in Eukaryota, Dinophyceae, Suessiales, Symbiodiniaceae. The record is from the annotation of a GenBank genome assembly.
GUCGGCACUCACGCUGACCUGCUUGGUCCGCGACGCACUGCGGUACUGAAAGCGGUGGACUCCCGUGUGCAGAAUUUGCUCGAGAGGAAUGAGGCGUUGAAUGCCCAGCUGGUGGUUAAUGAAGCCGAAGAGCUCUGUUUUUUCCCUGUCGACAAUCGACGUCGUGGCCGGCAGAGUGUUGAUGUUCUACGGGCCAAAGUGGAUGAGACCGCCUCUGACAUUUGCACCAGGGGUUUUCUUUCCAAGCCCCUUCCGCUCUACUGGCUGAGAUAUCAGACUGAGCUGACUCGUUUGGGCAAAGUUGGACCAGAAAGAUAUUGGGGCACUACACCUGGAGGGCUUCCCCCAGGAGCUCCAAGCAAUCCAAGUCACGUGUUGCCUUUUUCACACGUUGCACGACUUGGCCGUGCAGUUGGCAUUCAAGAUGAUGGAGAGCUGCUAUCUGUGCUCAUUUAUCUUCACGACACAGGUUCACUGAUCUUCUUUGACGAGGAGAAACUACGAGAUUCCGUUGUUCUGGAUCCUUACUGGUUGGCUGAGGCUGCUGCCAAUAUCUUCAACUGCCCACGGGUGGUUCAAGGCAGUGUGGCGCUUGCAAGGCGUCUUCUGGAACGAGGAGAGCUGCAUGUGGAUUUGUUGAAGCAGUACCUCUGGAAGUCGCCAAGGUUUGCUGAGUACAUUCCAACUCUGGUCAAUUUGCUGCUGCGAUUUGACCUUUUGGUUUCUUCCUCAGAAAAGGACGUCUAUGUGGUCCCAUUUUUGCUCCCUCUGCGAAGUGGUGCCUACGAGCCUCCUGGUGAAGGAUCGCUGUCAUUUGACUUCCAUGGGAUGCUGUCAAGGCUCCUGCCAACCGUUUUUCCGCGGCUCAUUGCGAGUGCUGCAAAGACACCUUCGCUGCGAUUGACACACUCGCAGGUGUACAAGGACAGUUGCACCAUCUUCCUCGGGCGACGGCGGAUUUGCUUCGAGCUGGUGCCGCCCGUGCGGCCCGAGAUGAUCGCCGUACGGCGCCUCCUCGGCGGAGACGAGGAUGGCGAAGAAGAGCAGCUGCCGUUGGAACUAGCCAAGCAAGUCAUCAAUCUUGUGCAUGAGAGCACUUCAGAGUGGUUGCCGCACUUGUCCUUCACAGCAGGAGUUUUGUGUCCUCACUGUCAUCACUCCGGAUCACCACACGUCAUCGACGUCUCAGAGCUGUCGGAGGUCGUGGUGUGCCGUCGCAGCCACGAACCAGUUACGUUGGAGAAGGCCAGCUGGGCGUUCCAUUGGCGUCAAGAGGUCUUGGAGCAAAACCACGAGGAGCCUUUGGUACACCCUCAGCGAUCUCAAUCGGUGGAAGAUCCUCCGCUUGGGGAUGUCAUUGAGAAACCAACGGAAGUUGGGACAGCAAGGGAAAGGAGACCUUCUUUGCCAGGGGUUGAGAAAAGAACUGUUCCGAUUCCGACCAUGCAGCCAAGUUCAUCCAGUCAGUCCAUCGGCAAGGAGAGCAUCACGGAAAACGAUUCGACCAAGGUGGGUUUGCUCUAUUUCCUUUACGCAUCGCCUUUGACAGUGGAUGCCUUGGACGUUCGCUCAGAGCUGCAGCUUUUGAGGGAUUCAUUGUCCGAAGAAGACUUUCGAGUGGAGAUUGAUGUGCGCUUGGGACUCUCAUCCACUCUCUUGGAGUUGCUUUCGCACGGGGAUCGAUCUUAUCCUGGCGCACCGGUGUUCCUUCAUUGUGCCAUGCACGCUGGCUAUGCUACCAGUACGCAUGGUUUGGAGCCGUUCUUGCUUUUGGAGGACGAGGUUGGCCAACCCCAACCUCUACCGCGCUGGCGUCUUCUGCAGUGGCUACGGCAAAAGGAAGGCCUGAAAUGCCCUUUGAGCGGCGUCUUUCUGAAUUGCUGCGAUUCUGAAGGUGUUGCAGGAGCCUUCAUGGAAGCUGGGGUGCCUCAUGUCAUUUGCUGCCGUGGACGAGUCUUCGACGGUGCCUGCAAAACCUUCACCAAGGCUUUUUAUCGCUCUUUGGCUGCUGGGCGACCGGUCUUCUCAGCGUUUGAAUAUGCGCAAGAGUCUGUCGCGUUUUCUCCGCAGGCUGGACUCAGACCAGAGGCUCAGAAGUUCCUGUUAUUGCCAAGGCAGGAUGACGUCCUGAAAUAUCCAGGUUUGUCGGUGGCACCGAUGGCACGGCACUGCAGUGUUACUUUGCAGCUGUUGACAGCCCAUGCUCUGGAAGACGCCAAAGAUCUUAGCAGCGUCGGCAACGCCGCGAAAGCCAUGAAGUGGAUGGGCGGUGAUUCGACGAGUGUCCUUCCAGGACGUCACCAACACUUCUUGGGGAGAGCACAAGAGAUGGUGGAAAUGGCAAGACAUUUUUCUCGCAGCGACCGUGCUCGUGUGGUGAACGUUUGGGGCAAGGCUCCUGGCCUGGGCAAGACAGCGAUGCUAGCAGAGUUCACUCGCUUCUGCAUCUAUCCAGGCCGACUCUUUGAAGGCCUCGCUGUUUGGGUGCCUUUGAGAUUUGCACCGCCCGAAGUAACACCAGGUGUGCCACCCUUGACGCGAGCAUCCUCCGGACCGCGCUCGGAGAGGGGCGACCUCUUCCUGGAGCAGGUCUUGACGUCUGUGACCAGAUUCACGGAGCAGAUUGAUGGCAAAGCGCCUGCGGCGUCUGGAGAUGGCUACUCCACUCUGCUGUGGAGCUUGCGGCGCUUGGAGUGUCGAGGACGUGUACUGCUUGUCUUGGAUGGGAUCGAAGAUUGGGUGGAUAGCAUGGCAGUGAGGACUCUGCUGGCAGAUGUCCUCAAUGCCACUGAGCGCUUGUGCAUUUUGCUUGGCAGCCGAAUUCAUGUGCAGAACUCCUUCGGAGGAUUGAAAACGGACAAUUUGGAGCUGAAGCCGUUGCAGCCAAAGGAUGCUGCGCAGCUCUUCCUUUACCGAGUUCAUCGGCAUCUCUACUGGAAGGAUUUGUGGCGAAGUAAAGAGGAGUGGAUGAAAAAGGCCGCAGAAUGGUAUGGAGACAACAUCUACAACAAGGUAGCAGACCGCUCUUUGCUUGACACCGGAGACGUUCCCAUCACCUUGGAGCGGGAAAAGCGUGAGGAGGUGCUGAAUGCUCUUGCAUCCAUGCCUUUGCUCGCAGAAUUCUGCCAAGGGAUCCCAUUGCGCAUCCAACAGACUGCAGAACGAGUCACAAGCUCCUUGUCUUCUCUGUGGAGUCUUCUUUCAGAACUUCGGGACGAACGAGCUCGAAAUCGUCAGCAGAUCCAGCAGAGAUUGUUGGCGCCGUCCACAUUGCAUGCAAAGCGACGUUCGAUCAGCGGCGCAUGGCAAUUGGGCAAGGUCAUCGGUCAAGGAGCUCAAGGUGUAGUCUACAAAGCUUUAGACUCUGUGUCAGGCGAGUCCUUUGCGGUGAAAGUGCUCGAAGACUCAAAGGAGUUGCACCAGGAGUUGGAACUGUUGCAGUCAAUCUCCCAUGAGCACAUUGUCAGCUAUCUGGGACAUGAAGUUCACGACAAGCAGCUGUAUAUUUUCCUCGAAUACAUGCCAGAAGGAACCCUCAAAGAUAAAAUUGACGAGUUUGGUGCCUUCCAAGAAGAGCUUUGCGCAGCCCUUUGUGAGCAAGUGCUAAAUGGCUUGGCCUAUCUUCAUGACCAGCAGGUGAUGCACCGGGAUUUAAAGUGCAGCAAUCUUUUGCUCGACGUCUCUGGGCGAGUAAAGAUAUCGGAUUUUGGUUGCUCCCGCUGGAUCUCCAAAGAAGACCUGGCAAAGUCUUUGGUCGGAAGCCCUUUCUGGCUUCCGCCUGAACUCCUGGUUGGUGCGCCUUAUGAUCAAAGUGCUGACAUUUGGUCCUUUGGCUGUGCAACAGUAGAAUUGCUGACCGCAAGUCGACCAUGGGUAAAGCAGGUGACAGCUGACAACGCAUUGGCUGCUGCACAUCAAAUUGGAAAGCUCACAGAGCGCGGUGAACGCCCAAUCGUGGAACAAGAGACCUCGAACGAGGCUCGAAGUUUUUUGUACGAUGGUUGCCUGCGAUGCACAGCAGCUGAGCGAUACACAGCCAAGAGACUUUUGCAACAUCCGUGGCUGCGCAAGAAUUGAGGUUCCUCUAAGAGGACGACCUGAGAAUACUUGAGAGAUCCUGAGAGCAUAGGACAGACACGUUUAGGUCCACUGGUAUCAGG